Messenger RNA from Rhopalosiphum padi (bird cherry-oat aphid), 3177 nucleotides. RefSeq names its product sodium-independent sulfate anion transporter. NCBI's taxonomy places the organism in Eukaryota, Metazoa, Arthropoda, Insecta, Hemiptera, Aphididae. Gene Ontology annotation, cellular component: membrane. Gene Ontology annotation, biological process: transmembrane transport. The record is from RefSeq and is a predicted model, not a curated record. Gene Ontology annotation, molecular function: sulfate transmembrane transporter activity. The transcript has 14 exons. Bases 585 to 2432 code for a protein of 615 amino acids.
UCUCAGAUCAGUCGGCAGUCGUGUCGCAGCGUCGUACGAGUACGCACGUGAUCGCGGGUCAUACACAGCGUCGUCGUGUGUUGUACGGUGGUCGCGAUCAUAAUAAUAUUAUUGUAUCCGCGUCGAUUGCCGCCGCCAUUCGAAUCGAUUCCUCCGCGCGCGCGUUCCGUCGGUUUUCUCGGCUCUUCCCGGUCGCAGGUCGCGGGGACUUUGCUGCUGGUGACGGCGAUGCCAGUGUGGGCCGCCUAGAAUCCCGCCGAGUGGAGCGCUCGACCGUUCCGCGUGCACGCGCGCGUGUGUGUGUGUGUGUGUGUGUGUGUGUGUGUGUGUGCGCGUGUACCGUUCUACCGUUGCAGUCCUCCGCCGCAGCUGUGUGUAGACGGUGUUGUCGCCGCCGUUGUCCUAUCGUCGUCGUCGUCGUCGUCAGAGGUAUUUGAGUACACGCAUAUUGUCCGCCUUAACGUACUAGGGGUCACCAAACGGCGGCCCGCCGACAAAAUAUUUACCUGAUAAAGCCCGGAUAAAGUAUUAAAGAACAAAUACAAAUACAAGGGCAAAUACUUGAUAUUUAGACAACAAUCGCCAUGUCGGAGUACAGCGGUGAAGCCAAGUACCGACCAAAACGGUAUCAAUCUAUUGGCAAGUUGUUCAAAAAACGUGUUCCAAUCAUUUCUUGGCUACCCAAGUACGAUGCAGAUCAAGCUGUCAGUGACUUGAUCGCCGGGGUCACUGUUGGACUAACAGUCAUGCCUCAAGGGCUGGCGUACGCUACACUCGCAGGUCUAGAACCACAGUAUGGUUUGUAUUCUGCGUUUGCUGGAUGCAUUGUUUAUACAGUAUUUGGUAGUUGUAAGGACAUUACCAUUGGGCCUACAGCAUUAAUGUCACUUAUGACUUACCAACAAGUGGUCAAUAAAAACGCCGACUAUGCAGUAUUAUUAUGUUUUUUGUCUGGUAUUUUACAGUUCAUUAUGGGAUCACUUAAACUAGGUGUAUUAAUUGACUUCAUUUCCAUCCCGGUGACCGUUGGUUUUACAUCAGCUACUUCUGUUAUCAUAGCAGUAUCUCAAUUAAAGGGUCUUCUUGGCCUAAAGUUUGAAUCAUCAACCUUUUUAGAUUGUCUACUGAAAGUGUACCAGAAUAUUGGUAAUUACCGUGCCAAUGAUACAAUUCUAGGAGUUACUUCUAUCAUCAUACUACUAAUGCUCCGAAAAGUAAAAGAUAUUAAAUUAUUUGGACCUAAUGGUAAGCCAUCCAACAAACAAAGGACAAUUAUGAAAGGGCUGUGGCUACUCUCCAUAUCUAGAAAUGCUUUAAUUGUGGUUGCUUGCUCAAUCAUUUCAUACUGGUGUUAUAGGCCAAAUUCAGAACCUUACGUGACUUUAAUUGGGAAAGUAAGAUCUGGCUUACCACCGUUAAAAUUUCCACCGUUUGGAACAGAAAUAAAUGGUACACCGGUUAGCUUCAUUAAUAUGUGUUGGGAUCUCGGAUCUUCCAUUAUAUUAGUGCCAGUGAUUGCUGUUCUCGGAAAUGUCGCCAUCGCCAAAGCAUUUGCUAGCGGAAACUCAGUGGACGCUACACAAGAACUCUAUUGUUUGGGCGUUUGCAAUUUACUGGGUUCGUUCGUUUCGUCGAUGCCCGUUACUGGAUCGUUUUCAAGAAGUGCAGUGAAUCACGCAAGUGGCGUGCGGACUCCUAUGGGCGGAAUGUAUACGGGUAUACUUAUUAUUUUGUCACUAAGUUUAUUGACGCCGUACUUUUACUUCAUACCCAAAGCAGCUCUAGCAGCAGUCAUCAUUAGUGCUGUUAUUUUCAUGAUCGAAUACGAGAUCGUUAAGCCUAUGUGGAAAUCCAGUCGAAAAGACUUGAUACCUACGUUUGCAACAUUUGUUUUAUGCCUGGGCAUUGGUGUCGAACUUGGAAUUUUAGUAGGUGUUGCCAUAAAUAUCAUGCUUUUACUUAUACCGUCGGCUAGACCGUUUUUGCACAUUGAAAUGAAAAAGUUAAGAACCGGCCUGGAUUAUUUACUAGUGACUCCGGAGAACAGUCUUUACUUUCCAGCUGUAGACUUUAUGCGAGCCAAAACAGAUCGAGCUGCUGUUAAAAUGGGACAGUCUAAACUUCCUGUUGUAGUUGAUUGUAAACAUAUACUUGAUGCAGAUUUUACAGCUGCUAAAGGCAUCGCUGGCUUAAUAAUGGACUUCAAAAGGCGAAAACAGCCAUUAUGUUUUUAUAAUCCAAGGAAAAGUGUUCUGGCCGUUCUACAGGGUGUAUGUGUUGAUGAAAUUGUUCACUGUUUCACGUAUGACGAACUGGAACAAACCCUUAAUGAUAUCAACUUUUCUGGAAAUUCAGCGGAAUUAAAAGACAUAGUACAUACAACAUCUCAACAGUCACAUGAAACGCCACUUUUAAACAGGAGACAACAUUAAACACACAAGUUAUUCUUUGUAAUUUUUUCCUAUAUGAUGAAUAAAUAUCUACUAUAAUUUAAUUUAUACAUAAUCAUCAUAAAUUAUGAGUACAUUUUGCUCAUAUUUAUAUAGGUCUAAUUUAAAUAUUUAUUUUUUGUGAAAUUUGUAUUGACCAUACAAACAUUGAUAAUGACAAAUUUUUUUCAUGUAUACUAAUUUUGUUCACCCAUAAAAAGUUAGAAACUAAGGAAUCAUCUUUUAUAAUAUUUUACUAUUUUUAAUAAUUGUAAUUUAUAUAUUUUUCUAAUAUUCACAAGUACACUUGUAUGUUGUAUUACUUCUGUAGUUUGUAUGAUUAUUUGACAAUGUGCUUAUAAAUGAGUCAUAAAUAUUUUUCUAAGUUAAUUAAGUAAAUAAAAAUGUCGUGUUAAAUUUUUUAAUUGAAUUCAAAAUUUAUUUUUAAACCAUGUUGCAAAUCAAUUGUUUUUGUAAGUAGAUUACAUAACCAAUAUCUAAACUUAAAUUGAAGAAUAAUCUAUGUUUAAAAAUUAUUAACAUUGUUUGUACUUCACAAUAUUUUUGUAUAUUAGUUUUGAAUAGAAAAUAGUUUAUUUUUUUUUCGUGUUACCUAUGUGAAAUGUGAAAAAGUUGUUUUACAAUUUAUUUUAUUUGACAAUUUGUAUUUUAAAUACAUGCAGAAUAAUUGAUGCAAGUAUUACAAUCAUUCAAACAUAUUAAAUAAAUAUUAUAGGUAUAUUUUUAA